This is a messenger RNA of Didymodactylos carnosus, 291 nucleotides long. NCBI's taxonomy places the organism in Eukaryota, Metazoa, Rotifera, Eurotatoria, Philodinida, Philodinidae. The record is from the annotation of a GenBank genome assembly.
AUGGAAAUGAUCAAGCAAUUUUAUAUUGUAUUUGAACGUCGAACUGGUACUGGUACAUUCAAUAUGGCAAUUGAUGAUAUACGUAUUGUUCAUGGACCUUGUUUACCUUUAACUUCGACAUCUAUAUCGUCAACAUCAUCUACAAGUACAUCAAGCACUCAUACCACGAUAACGGAUUCAACGCAACAAAUUAGUACAGAAUCAAGCAUUUCCAUAGCACAAACACCUACAAAAUUAAGUCAAUCAAGUUUAGUACUAGAAAUACAGGUAAGGUCAACAGCUCCGCAAUAA